CCCGUUCAGGAUACUCCGCCGUCGUUGUCGUUGGAAGAGCUCUCCCACGAAGCUUCCUCUCCCGUGCGCUCCCCUCGCUCCUCUCCGAGCUCCCGCCGCCGCGGCCAUGGCGGCUAGGGUUCGCUUAGGGUUCCUCGCCCUCGUCCUCACCCUCAUCCUCUCCUCGUCGACCCUCUCCUCCGCCAUCUUCGAGGACCAAGUCGGGAUCGCCGAUUGGCAUCAGAAGUACAUCGGUAAAGUCAAGCACGCUGUCUUUCACACUCAAAAUAAAGGGAGAAAGCGUGUAGUAGUUUCAACUGAAGAAAAUGUCAUCGCCUCUCUUGAUCUUCGUACAGGGGAUAUAUUUUGGCGGCAUGUCCUUGGCAAGAAUGAUUCAAUCGAUCAACUUAAUAUUUCUCUGGGAAAAUAUGUUGUUACUCUCUCUUCAGAAGGUAGUAUAUUGAGGGCGUGGAAUCUUCCCGAUGGACAGAUGAUUUGGGAAUCUAAUCUUCAAUUUUCAACACCCUCAAAGCCGUUGUUACAUGUUCCUGCAACUAUUAAAAUGGGAAGAGACAACCUUAUCUUAGUUUCUAGUGGAGGGUGGCUUCAUGCGAUAUCAAGCAUAGAUGGGGUGAUUGUCUGGAGAAAGGAGUUUGCCACUGAGAGCUUAGAGGUAAAACAAGUUUUACAGUCUCCAGAUGGUGAUACUGUAUCUGCCUUAGGAUAUGUUGGUUCCUCAAAAUUUGCUAUAUACCACAUUAAUGCUAAAAGCGGAGAGGUUCUAAACCACAGGACAACGUCCUUUCCUAUUGACUUUUCUGGUGAAACAGCUAUCAUUUCUAGCGAUGUGCUAGUGGCGUUAGAUGCCGCCAGGUCAAAUUUAUUUCUGAUUAACUUUAAGGCUGAGAACAUCGAGUAUAAUCAAGUACAUAUUUCAGAUCUUGUUCAAGACUUCUCUGGAGUGACUGAACUAUUGCCUGUAAAGUUGAAGGGAAUUGUUGCUAUAAAAACAGCUUUGAGUAUUUUCCUGCUAAGAGUUAAGGGUGUUAGCGAGUUCGAGGUGAUUGAGAAAAUUAACCACCCAGCUGUGGUAAGCGAUGCUCUCAGUAUUACCGAAGCAGAACAAGCUUUUGCUAUCGUACAGCACACAGAAAGCAAAAUUGAAAUUACAGUCAAGCUUGAUAAUGGCAUAAUCAAUGAAGGUAAUAGAGAAACUAUUCGGGCUGACCAAAAUAGAGGCAGUGUGCAGAAUGUUUUUAUCAAUAAUUAUGUACGAACAGACAAGUCUCAUGGGUUCCGUGCCUUGAUUGUCAUGGAAGACCACUCACUGUUAUUGGUACAACAAGGUGAGAUUGUUUGGAGUAGAGAGGAUGGGCUUGCUUCAAUUAUUGAUUUAACUACAUCCGAAUUGCCUGUUGAGAAGGAAGGUGUCUCAGUUGCGGAGGUGGAACAUAACCUCUUCGAAUGGCUUAAGGGGCACUGGCUGAAACUUAAAGGAACUCUGCUGCUUGCAAGCCCUGAUGAGCUGGCUGCCAUACAAGCAAUAAGGCUAAAAAGUUCUGAAAAAACUAAGAUGACACGGGAUCACAACGGGUUUAGGAAACUGAUCAUUGUACUUACUCGGGCUGGUAAAAUUUUGGCACUGCACACUGGAGAUGGGCGUGUCAUCUGGUCUCACUUUCUCUCUCUUCACCUAUCAGAAGAUUGUAAACCGUACACUGCCUUAAGAAUUUAUCAGUGGCAGGUUCCUCAUCAUCAUGCAAUGCAUGAGAACCCAUCUGUUCUUGUAGUUGGCAGAUGUGGAGCUGGUUUUGAUGCUCCUGGUAUUCUUUCAGUUGUUGAUUCUUACUCAGGAAAAGAACUUAAAUCUCUUAAACUUGCUCAUUCUAUAACCCAAGUAAUCCCCUUGACCUUGAUGGAUUCAUCCGAGCAUCGUCUUCAUCUCAUUGUCGAUUCCAACUUGCAUGCUCAUUUAUAUCCGAGGACACCUGAUUCUCUCAACAUCUUUCGUCGUGAAAUGUCAAACACAUAUCUAUAUUCAGUUGAAGCUGGGACGAGUGUUAUCAAAGGCUAUUCGUUGCAGAACAGAUGCAAUCUAGAAGUUGCUGAUGAAUACUGCUUGAAAAUGAAGGAGUUGUGGUCUAUUGUUUUCCCUUCUGAGAGUGAAAAAAUUACUACUACUUCGACAAGAAAGAUGAAUGAGGUUGUUCAUACCCAGGCAAAGGUUAUAGGCGAUAAAGACGUAAUGUUCAAGUACAUAUCCAAAAAUAUGCUUUUUGUUGCUACUGUUGCUCCUAAUGCUGCUGGAGAGAUUGGAUCUGCAACACCAGAUGAAGCUUCGCUAGUUGCGUAUCUUAUUGAUGCCGUCACUGGCCGUAUACUACAUCGUGUGACUCACCAAGGUGCACAAGGUCCUGUUCAUGCUGUUGUAAGUGAGAAUUGGGUUAUUUAUCAUUAUUUCAACCUCAGAGCUCACAGAUAUGAAAUGUCAGUCAUUGAAAUCUAUGAUCAAUCCCGGGCAGAUAAUAAAGAUGUGUGGAAGCUUGUCUUGGGAAAACAUAACUUGACAGCACCAAUUACCUCAUAUGCACGUCCAGAAGUGGUGGUGAAAUCCCAGUCAUACUUCUUUACCCAUUCUGUGAAAGCAAUGGCGGUGACUGCAACAGCUAAGGGCAUAACUUCUAAGCAGCUUCUGAUUGGUACCAUCGGUGAUCAGGUCUUGGCACUUGAUAAGCGGUAUCUCGAUCCUCGUCGUUCUGCUAAUCCCACUCCGGCGGAGAAAGAAGAGGGCAUCAUACCGUUAACGGAUUCUUUGCCAAUUAAUCCUCAGUCUUAUGUGACACACUCUCUUCAAGUGGAAGGAUUGAGAGGAAUUGUAUCAUUUCCAGCAAAGCUGGAAUCAACAACGCUCGUUUUCUCCUAUGGAGUGGAUCUCUUCUACACUAGACUUGCUCCAUCAAGAACCUAUGAUUCGCUCACCGAAGAUUUCAGCUACGCACUUCUCCUCAUCACCAUCGUUGCGCUCGUUGCUGCUAUUUUUGCCACAUGGAUCUUGUCCGAGAAAAAGGAGCUGAGGGACAAAUGGAGGUGAAUUUAUGCUCGCUACCCACUGAAAGCUUUACUUUUCUCAUAUUAGAUCACUUUGUUGAUUUUUGGUAGAAUUGCCCAACACUGAGUAGUUCUUGACAUGUAUAAUAUUUGGUGACUAGCCUGUUUUCUUAAUCGACAAAGCAGCAUUAAUUUUAUUGGCCUUUUUAGUAUGGACCGAAGUGCAGGUUGAUCCACACAUACUAAUAGAAGCCAUCACCGAAGAUAUGUCCGAAAUAGUUCACUUGUUUUGAAUGCUCAAACAUUGUAUGCAAGUCAUUUAAACUGUGCCACAGUUUUUUGCUCCAGAUUACGUAGAUUUCGUCGAGUAUGUCCCGAGUGUAGUUGAUGCGUCAAAUUUAAUAUAUAAUAUAUGAUAUA
This is a messenger RNA of Ananas comosus (pineapple), 3447 nucleotides long. RefSeq names its product ER membrane protein complex subunit 1. Gene Ontology annotation, cellular component: EMC complex. Gene Ontology annotation, biological process: protein folding in endoplasmic reticulum. The record is from RefSeq and is a predicted model, not a curated record. Gene Ontology annotation, molecular function: protein binding. The coding region runs from base 107 to 3070 and encodes 987 amino acids. The transcript is spliced from 12 exons. Lineage: Eukaryota; Viridiplantae; Streptophyta; Magnoliopsida; Poales; Bromeliaceae.